UCAAAAUCGUCAUCUUCUCUGCCCUUUGACGCGGUCUCGCUCGCGACCGAACGCGUCUCUCGCUCCCGUUCUCGACAACGCCGCCGCCUCCCGCUCCAAGCCACCGCCGCCGCCGCCGCCUCCCGCUCCGAGCUGGCGCCUCCUCCUCAGCCGCCGCCACCCGCCCGCGCGCCUCCCCUCCCCUCCUCCUCCUCCUCCCCCGCCGGUCGCGCCGCCAGCGGGGCCCUCUCCCUCUCCGCCCUGGCCGGCGGAGCUUGAGCUUGAGCGUCGAUUUGGAGUUGGCCGGUGCGGCUUGACGCGUACGAGGAUGAUGGCGGCGGCGACGGGAAGAAGAAAGCGGCGGCGGUGGCGAGUGCUCGUCCGUCGUCGUCGGCGCCGAUCCGGCCGUCCGACUACACGCACAGCUCGGCGCACCACUGCGUCGCGCUGAGGGACGCCGCCGGGCUGGCGGUCCCGCCGCUCGCCCACCCGAGCCGCAUCCUCACCGCCUCCGACGCCGCCCGCGAGGCCCGCCUCGCGGCGCUUGACCGCCGCGACGUCCCCGGGGUAGCGACGGAGAGAAGCCACUCGCCACUGACCCACAGGCUACUUCGCAUCGCAUCGCCUCACCCCGCCGCCGCCGCCGCCGCCGUCGCCGUCGCGGUAGCUCCGCCUUGAGACUGACAGAGGCCCCGUGGCGCCGCUGCCCGCCGGUCAUGCCGCUGCGGCGCGGAGCCCUCCCUCCCCGCGCCCCUCUUCGGCCGGCACCCGGCGGUCUCUGCGGCCGCGCGCUCCUCCGCCGGACCUGCAGCCUCUCGUGGCCGGCGACGACGGGCGGAGCGGCGCUCAGUUACCAGAUGAAAAAUUCUAGAUGGAAGCCAGUAUUUGCCUUGGAAACAGGUGGACCAUCUAAUGCUGAUAGCCAAGACUUCGAAGAUGAUGGUGGCUUUCUUGGUAGAACAAGGCUGGGAAGGCUCAUCCAAGCUGCUGGGAGGGAACUACUUGAAAAGCUGAACUCUGCCAGAAGCAACUCCCCCACGAAGAUAUUCCUUGUGCUGUUUGGCUUCUAUACCGCCAACGCAUUGGCAACAAUCCUAGGGCAGACUGGUGACUGGGAUGUUCUUGUGGCUGGUGUUGUAGUGGCUGCCAUAGAGGGAAUUGGCAUGCUUAUGUACAGAAAACCGAUGAGUAGACCUCCUGGACGAUUCCAGUCAUUGAUUGCAAUGGUGAACUACUGGAAAGCCGGCGUAUGUCUGGGCCUUUUUGUGGAUGCCUUCAAACUGGGAAGCUGAGUUCCCUUCCCACUAUCAACUUCUUGUAUCAACUUACUAAUGUUAUUGAUUCAUUGAGCUCACAAUGACACGUGGAAUGAACUCCCAAGGCUCCAAACUGCUACCGUGUUGUUGUAUGCAGAUAAAUUUGCUGCGAAGCGUAAACAUUACUUCUCGGCUAUAAAAUGUACAUAUGUUGAUGUAGUCUUCUAUGAAAUUCUUGUAGUAUUACACUAGUCUGAUGUCCAUAUGUGUCUAUAGAUAAAUAAUGGUGUCUGUUGUAAGAUGACUAUUGUUGGCUAUUUCCACACCAGGCAAACCAUUUAAUAAGCUGCUUCUCUCAUUGAUUAUUACCCAAA
Molecule: messenger RNA, 1609 nt
Organism: Oryza sativa Japonica Group (Japanese rice)
Lineage: Eukaryota; Viridiplantae; Streptophyta; Magnoliopsida; Poales; Poaceae
Product: ycf20-like protein
Source: RefSeq, a predicted model, not a curated record